UUAUCACUGUUACUUCCCAGCCCUAACGUGCAAAGGGGAAAAGGAAACUCCCGCAAGGAUGAGUACCAUGAAGUUCUGCCGGGAAUGUAACAACAUCCUGUAUCCCAAGGAGGACCGGGAUCAAAAGAUCUUGCUGUAUGCCUGUCGGAACUGCGACCACCAAGAAGUAGCGGACAAUAACUGCGUGUACAGGAACGAAGUCCAUCACAGCGCUGGGGAGCGUACGCAAGUCUUGCAGGACGUUGCGUCGGAUCCUACGCUACCGCGUACAAAAUCUGUUCGAUGCGUCAGAUGCAAGCACGGAGAAGCCGUCUUUUUUCAGAUGCUACGUCCAAAGAUGCCAUGUUUAAAGUCGGACAUUUGGAAAUCCCAUGCGAAGAAACAUCUGCGUGGAAGAAGAAAAAAAAUCAAACAAGGCGCUUUCAUCGCCAGAGCCUGAAACAAAGGUAUUAAUCGUGUUUUUCCUGUAGGGGCUUAAAGUAAACACCUUUUCUGUUGUGAGCCUGGAACAAAGGUAUUUCCUAAUCUUUCCAUCUUCGAGUUUGGUAAUCGUGUAUUUUCUCGAUCCGGGAACUUUAAAAACGUUACCUUUUAAA
Selaginella moellendorffii is the source of this 596-nucleotide messenger RNA. RefSeq names its product DNA-directed RNA polymerases II, IV and V subunit 9A. Gene Ontology annotation, biological process: DNA-templated transcription; transcription-coupled nucleotide-excision repair; transcription initiation at RNA polymerase II promoter. The coding region runs from base 59 to 439 and encodes 126 amino acids. NCBI's taxonomy places the organism in Eukaryota, Viridiplantae, Streptophyta, Lycopodiopsida, Selaginellales, Selaginellaceae. The transcript has 4 exons. The record is from RefSeq and is a predicted model, not a curated record. Gene Ontology annotation, cellular component: RNA polymerase II, core complex. Gene Ontology annotation, molecular function: nucleic acid binding; DNA-directed RNA polymerase activity; zinc ion binding.